Molecule: messenger RNA, 742 nt
Organism: Aedes aegypti (yellow fever mosquito)
Lineage: Eukaryota; Metazoa; Arthropoda; Insecta; Diptera; Culicidae
Gene: nmdyn-D6
Product: nucleoside diphosphate kinase 6
Exons: 3
Coding region: 73-582 (169 amino acids)
Biological process (GO): UTP biosynthetic process; negative regulation of oxidative stress-induced intrinsic apoptotic signaling pathway; CTP biosynthetic process
Molecular function (GO): nucleoside diphosphate kinase activity
Source: RefSeq, a predicted model, not a curated record
GUAAACAAAAGCAACAUAAUCUCCAUAGAAAUUGCAUAAACCAGUGCGCGUCCCAAUCCAUCGGGAGGAAUCAUGACGAGCGCUGCCACCGCAUUCACGUUGGCCAUUUUCAAGCCCCAUCUGCUGAAGAAUCCGGUCGCGUACGGUGCGGUGGAGCGGCUGAUUAAAUCCAGUGGCAUGCGGAUCGUGACCCGGAAGCAGGUUCACCUGACACAACCGGAAGCUGAGCAGUUCUACCGGGACCAUCAGGGGAAGUUUUUCUACCGCAGGCUGAUCUCGCUGAUGACGAGUGGCCCGCUGGAGGUGUUGGUGCUGUCGGGGGAGAAUGUGAUAAACAGAUGGCGAGAGCUGAUGGGACCGACAAAAGUGUUCAAGGCGGUGUACUCCAAUCCUGAAUGCAUCCGAAGUUUGUACGGACUGACGGAUACGAGGAAUGCUAGUCAUGGAUCUGAUUCGGUAGCAUCCUUCCAGACCGAGGCGGCACUGUUCUUCCCAAAUCAGGAGUUUGCUUCGAACGAAGCCUCCGCCGAUAAUUGCGAAUCAAACGGCCAUCAGCAGCAAGAUCGACAAAAUAGCAGUUAGAAAGGACUUGACAUGGAUUCUUCAUACAAAGUCCCGAGGGUCGUCGGGCGAAACCAAAGACGGUUGCAUUUUCCGAGGUAUGUUUCGGUGAAUUCAGCAUAUAUUGUAGGUUGGUGACAAAUAAUAAAAUAAAUAAACUUUCCUCCGUUGUAAUAGUAAA